AACAUCAUCUUUGGUUUUAUAUUAUGUUCCGCCAAAUGAGUAUAUUGGACACAUUACAUUCUUUUAGUUACAUUUCAAGGAGAAAGGCUCACCGCUGUUCCUCCUAACUCAAAGUUUAAUUUUGUUGGAGGUUUAAGUCGGCCUUAAAGUCAAAAUGUCUGCACUUAAAGAAAAGCAAGUUGAAGAGGAAGCUCAGAUUCAUCGUAUUCGAAUUACAUUAACCAGCCGAAAUGUAAAGAGUUUAGAAAAAGUUUGUACUGAAUUAAUCAGGGGAGCAAAGGAAAAAAAAUUAGUUGUUAAAGGACCUGUUCGUAUUCCAACUAAAGUUCUUCGUAUUACAUCUAGAAAAACACCUUGUGGUGAAGGUUCUAAAACAUGGUCACGUUAUGAAAUGAGAAUUCAUAAGCGUUUGAUUGAUUUACACAGUCCAGCUGAAGUUGUGAAACAAAUCACCUCUGUAAGUAUUGAACCUGGAGUUGAAGUUGAAGUUACUAUUGCAGAUAGUUAAAUUGUAAAAGUCUUAAAUUUAAAAAAAUACAAUUUAAACGUGUG
Messenger RNA from Hydra vulgaris (swiftwater hydra), 552 nucleotides. RefSeq names its product small ribosomal subunit protein uS10. NCBI's taxonomy places the organism in Eukaryota, Metazoa, Cnidaria, Hydrozoa, Anthoathecata, Hydridae. Gene Ontology annotation, cellular component: cytosolic small ribosomal subunit; ribosome. The record is from RefSeq and is a predicted model, not a curated record. Gene Ontology annotation, biological process: translation. Gene Ontology annotation, molecular function: structural constituent of ribosome.